AUGACAAUUUUGAAACAAUUAAUAACAAAAGCAAAUUUAAUUUUACCAUCGGUUGAUAAAAAAGUUGCGACACUUGAUUCAUUAGUUUCAGUGUUUAAAGAGAUCAAAUGUAAAGAUUUAAAGAUUGAUAAACCAUUAACAUUAACUAAACCAAUUGGUAAUGGUAAAAAGGUAUUUUAUUAUCCAUUGGUUGAAAAUGAAAAAUUUACAUUGGCAAUCUUUGCAUUCCCACCAAAUACUUGUAUUCCAACACAUGAUCAUCCACAAAUGACUGUUUUAAGUAAAGUUUUAUAUGGUUCAAUUAGUUGUGAUUCAUUUGAUUGGAUUGAUAAUACAAGUAAUGUUAAAAAACAAGGAAAAGCAAUUUAUACAGGUACAAAUAUUUUAAAUAGUAAUGAUGAAAAAGUUAAAAUAACAUUACCAAAUGAAAAUAAUAUUCAUAGAUUUCAAUCAGGUGAUGAACAUUGUGCAGUUUUAGAUUUAUUAUAUCCACCUUAUGAUUCAAAUUUUUAUAGAAGUUGUACUUAUUAUAGACCAACUUCUGUAAAUGGUUCAAUCGUUGAUUUAAUGCCAUAUUAUCCAGAUUUCGAUUGUGAAGAAAUAAUUAUCAUCCCAAAUUAUAAUAAUAAUAAUAAUAAUAAUAAUAAUAAUAAUAAUAAUAAUAAUAAUAAUAAUAAUAAUAAUAAUAAAAAAUAA
Molecule: messenger RNA, 696 nt
Organism: Dictyostelium discoideum AX4
Lineage: Eukaryota; Evosea; Eumycetozoa; Dictyosteliales; Dictyosteliaceae
Exons: 3
Coding region: 1-696 (231 amino acids)
Source: RefSeq, a predicted model, not a curated record